GACCACGAGCACUGGGAGUCUCAGAGCACCAGAGACCCACAGAAUGUGGACAUAAGAGAAUUUCUGCUCUAGGAUGGACAGCCAGUCACUGCCCAGCGCAGAGAGGUAGCUGGCUGCUGGGGACUAUCCCCACGUGGGGUCUUUGUUCCCCCACCUUGCUUCACAGUUAGGGAGGGUCUCGGGGUGAAUAGCUGGUGCUGGCCCAGUACCUGGGACAUAUAGGGCCAACUCUGAGCCCAGUACCCCUUCCAGAGGGGCUAGUGUGGGGAGCUGGCCACUUGGCCCACCCUAUCUUGCUCUUUGGUUCCUGUGGGUUGUGGGAGGGGCAGGAGACCAAAGAGCUGGCUGUGGUUGCCCUCACACCCUCCCUGGACCCCAGUCCUCAUGACAGACAAGGCAGGUGGGCAGCUGCCACCAGACGAGGCACUUGAUGAGGCAGUGCUGGGGUACCAGGCCCCAGGACAGAAGACCCUUCAAGAACUCCAGGAGCUGGACACAGACAAUGAGAGCCUGAGCAAGUACAAGCAGACGCUGCUGGGCCCUCUGCUGCCGGCCAAGGAUCCCAGCCUGCCCAACGUGCAGGUGAUGCGCCUGACGUUGAUGUCCCAACAAGCACCAGGGCCAAUCACCAUGGACCUGUCAGGAGACCUGACUGUGCUGAAAGACCACGUGUUUGUCCUGAAGGAGGGUGUGGACUACAGAGUUAAAAUCACCUUCAAGGUCAACAACGAGAUUGUCUGUGGCCUCAAGUGCCUGCAUCACACUUACAGAAAGGGGCUGCGUGUGGACAAGGCCGUGCACAUGGUAGGCAGCUACGGCCCGAGCUUCCAGGAAUACGAGUUCCUGACCCCUGUGGAGGAGGUGCCAAGGGGCGUGCUGGCUCGAGGGGCCUACGUGGUCUCAUCCUGCUUCACGGACGACGACCGGACGGCCCACCUGUCCUGGGAGUGGGGUCUCUGCAUCUGCAAGGAUUGGCAGGGCUGAGCCUGCCACCCUCCGGCUGCCUGCUGGCCCCUGAUCCCCAUCCCCUUGGUUGGUUUCAGCACAGGGACACCACCACCCCUCCCCGCCAUGCAGUCCCCAGUCCCCCAGUGGGAGCUCAGGUCCCUCGCCCCCUCCGAGAUUCCCUGACAUUCCCAUUAAACGUCACCUGCCUCUGUC
This is a messenger RNA of Echinops telfairi (small Madagascar hedgehog), 1161 nucleotides long. It is a transcript of the gene ARHGDIG, whose product is annotated as Rho GDP dissociation inhibitor gamma. Gene Ontology annotation, molecular function: Rho GDP-dissociation inhibitor activity; protein binding. Gene Ontology annotation, cellular component: membrane; cytosol; cytoplasm. Bases 385 to 984 code for a protein of 199 amino acids. Lineage: Eukaryota; Metazoa; Chordata; Mammalia; Afrosoricida; Tenrecidae. Gene Ontology annotation, biological process: Rho protein signal transduction. The record is from RefSeq and is a predicted model, not a curated record. The transcript has 5 exons.